AUGUUGCUCUCAUUGCGUCUCUCAAUCCUCUUCACGGUCCUUCUCGUGCUCAUUGCUCAAGCACGAGCAGAUGACAAGCCGGCCCAAGCUCCUGCAUCUGCUCCCGCUCCAGGAACAAAGCCACCGGCACCUCACCCCAAACCUCCAGCACCUCAACCUAAACCACCGGCACCUCAACCCAAGCCUCCAGCACCUCAACCCAAACCUCCGGCAACUGAACCUAAACCACCGGCACCUCAACCUAAACCUCAAAACCAGACUCAACCUCAACCAUUGGAUUGUGACAAGGCAGGUGAUGAUGAUUUGACUAUUUAUGGUACAGCAAAGUCAUGGGAGACGAGUGAUGAUCCAGUGUAUUACCUUAGCCCAGGUAUGUCAUUCUGUGAAGAAGUUUACACGGAUCAAUCAAACGUUGUCUGCGUUUCCAGCGGUCAUUUCCCGAAAAACAACCCUCACAAAUCUUGUUCCGAAUGGGUACAAGUGACCAAUAAAGCUUCGGGCGUUGUCUCAUUUGGACGAAUUCUAGAUCAAUGCGGCGAUGUUCCAAACUCGACCUUUGGCUGCAAUGAUAUCUUCCUUAGCAAGCAGAUGUUCGAAGAACUUGCUGGAAAGGAUGAAGAAGGAGCACUCAAUGCUGGUCAUUUAGAUCAAGUAGAAUGGAGAAAGGUAGUUAGUCCAUGCUUCGGUCUAUACGCUGGCUUACCUGGCAAGUAUCCAAACGGAACUAUCGAUCCAGGGUUUGGUGAAGACAGCAACGGAUUCUUACGUUGCGGAAGAAAGACUGGAGAUGACCGUCUAGUAGGUCCUGAUAUUGCAAAAGUCUGCAACCACGAUAUUAAAGAUUGCAAACAAGCAGAUCAAAUAAGAAAGACUUUGCCUCCGUAUCAAGGAGGUCAAGGUAACAAAAGUGCCGAAAAACAACCCCAUGCAGUUGCAUACAAUACUGAAAAUUUGUCACUUAUUUCACACGAUUAG
Messenger RNA from Meira miltonrushii, 975 nucleotides. RefSeq lists its product as uncharacterized. The record is from RefSeq and is a predicted model, not a curated record. NCBI's taxonomy places the organism in Eukaryota, Fungi, Basidiomycota, Exobasidiomycetes, Exobasidiales, Brachybasidiaceae. Bases 1 to 975 code for a protein of 324 amino acids. The transcript has a single exon.